AUGUCCACUGAUCUGAACAUGCCUACUCGCCCGGCACCACACCCUCCUUUGGCAACAACCAACAAGCCUCAUCGCAACAGGAAGCCACCAGCACGGCCUCUUCGAUGGCUCAACACUACGACCAUCCAACUCGAAGAUGCCCGAGCAAAGUCUGUUCCAAACGAGCAGACGUAUGCCAUUCUCAGCCAUACUUGGGAAGAUAAUGAGAUCGACUAUCAAGCCUUCCACGAAGGCAGAUUCUCCUCAGAAUCUGAUAGCUACCGGAAGAUUCGUGGCACUUGCGACCAAGCACGGAACGACGCCAUCGACUACGUCUGGGCCGACACGUGCUGUAUUAAUAAGGACAGCAGUGCUGAGCUCUCGGAGUCCAUCAACUCGAUGUAUGCAUGGUAUACCCAUGCUGCCGUGUGUUAUGUUUAUCUCUCCGAUGUGCCCAGCCAGGCAUCGUUCUCUGGAAGUAAAUGGUUUACGUUGUCAAAGCGUGGCUGGACGCUUCAAGAACUCCUCGCUCCAAGCAAUGUCGUUUUCUAUGAUCAGCAUUGGGGCUUUCUAGGUACUAAAGAAACUCUCUGCAAUGAUCUUGGAGCAGUGACUCGCAUUGACAGACAUAUGCUGCUCGGCGAGAGAACAUUUGAAACAUAUUCGAUAGCACAAAGGAUGUCAUGGGCUGCAGAUCGGGAGACCACGAGACUUGAAGACAGAGCUUACUCGUUACUUGGACUGUUCGACAUAAACAUGGCUAUGCUGUACGGCGAAGGCGAGAAGGCAUUUCUACGUCUCCAGGAGGAGAUCAUCAAGCAUUCAGAUGACCACACAAUCUUCGCGUGGCCAAUGCAGGACGAUGACGAGCCCGGCUUGCUUGCAAUGGAUCCUGAUGCUUUCAAGACAUGCUCCGAAAUCGUAAUGACAAGCAGUCGUCGAAGAGGCUCAUCUUACACCAUCACGAAUCGUGGCUUGUCAAUAGAGCUGGCCGCGACACCAUACGAGACUGACACAUAUCUUGUGCGACUUGAAUGCAUCGACCAUCAGCGAAAUGUGGAUCAAGCCGUACACUUUGCCUUUCUUCUCCGCAGACUGCAGGAGGACGAUCAGUAUGCCCGAGUCCGUUGUGGCGUCAACACAUUUCUUCAGCGUGACGCCUCACUAUGGAGUAACGAGCAGUGGAGCACAACCCGCCAAGGACGACCGAUGCAAUACCUUCGGAUCAAUGUCCGUCAAAGCUUCCGGCCAGACAGACCACUAGACCGCAUGAGCCGCGUCCAUGGCUUUCGCAUCGCCACCGAAGACCUCAUUCCCGAAGACCACCUGGAGCAGAAAGCCACCAUAUCACCCAUCAAGAGCUGGGACAACGCGAAUCGCAUACUGAGAAUGAACCCCGGCGACUUCGGCUUCGCCGGAACCCUCGACAUCCACAUCCAAGGCAAAAAGAUCCGCCUCAUAAAACUGGGCUUCGACUUCGAUUACAACCCCGUCGUCUUCCUUGCCGCUUCCAACGGUACCUCAGAUGCCACAGCCGAUCCCGUGGUUGAUUCCACUAGUGAGAAGCAGGCGCAGCUGCGUAGUAUACACUCGCGAACGCCAUUCGAUGCCUGGGCAUGGACCCCAGUUGUGUCGCGCAGGGUGUGGCAAUUUGAGCGGCAUUCGGGACUGUGGGCGCUCAAGGGAGAUAGAUUGAGUGGGUUGGAUGUUGAGCUGCCUGAGUAUGCUCGGGUGAAGAUCGAGAGAGUGGUUCUGGAUGGGAUGCUCGUGUGGGACGUUCAUGUUGAGGAUUUGAAGAGCGCGUUUGGUGGAAAACUGUUGAGACGUGUGUUGGUCAACUAG
Recurvomyces mirabilis is the source of this 1821-nucleotide messenger RNA. RefSeq lists its product as uncharacterized. The transcript has 2 exons. The record is from RefSeq and is a predicted model, not a curated record. The coding region runs from base 1 to 1821 and encodes 606 amino acids. Lineage: Eukaryota; Fungi; Ascomycota; Dothideomycetes; Mycosphaerellales; Teratosphaeriaceae.